AUGCGAGCGAGUCGCCACGAAAAAGCCACCACCCCCGCCGCCCCAGCCAAUGCAGCACAUGACAUCGACUUUGGACACCUAUGGCGACAGAUGAAGGCGGCGGGGUGGACAUCGAAGCGGCCGACGGGUAUCCAGACCGAGUGGACCUAUGCGAGUCCAACAGACGACGUGCUGGCUGGUGAACGGGCUGUUGUGGAAUUUGCAUUCAAGACGGGCUUACUUGUUGACGGCGAGGACGAUUCCGUCGAGGCCGGAGCAGACGACGCUGAUAAGCGUGACGGACACGGUGGCACUGACGACGCUUCUGAGCAUGACGGACACGGUGGCACUGACGACGCUGCUGAGUGUGACAGACACGGUGGCGCUGACGAUGCUGCUGAGCAUAUCGGACACGGUGGCACUGACGACGCUGCUGAGCAUGACGGACACGGCGAAGGUGGCACUGACGACGCUACCAUUCGUCCCUCGCGGAUAGACACUUCUGUUCUGCUUUCGCAGAAUACCGUCGAGCAGGUAUUAGGCUCGGACUCCGAUGCAUCGGGGGUUGAGCUUUCGCAGAAUGCUGUAGCCAACGCGUUCGAUAUCUCGCAACGAGAUUUACACGCGGAGGAGGGGCAAUGCGACGCAGCUGCUAGCUUUCACUUGCUGUCGGAACCGUCAGGGCUGGAGAGUGAGCGGGAGGACGAACGUGCUGUCGCUCCCUCCGCUGCCCCGCCACGGCGACACCGGAUACCUGCACAACCGACCGCGGACGUGAACGUACUGCAGAACUGGGAGAACAGUUGUGACUACGACGAAUUGAGCUCGGGGGAUGAGAGCGAUGGUGCUGCUGUCGCUGAUGACUACCGCGAUUCUGCGUUCCUCGCGUCACUGCAUGUUGGCGACGGUGGUUUAUCUAGAGCUGAUCCGGAGGAACGCGAGAACACGUUGCGGGCGAUGCAGUGGACUGCAGCCUCGACCGAUUUCGAGACGAACACUACUCCGUACCCGGGUUUGGGUGCGGAGAAGGCAAGGCCGGUUGGUGAGCUGCUGGACCUGUGGCGGUCCCCACUCCUGACACUGUUUUACUUCUUGCCGAAGUCGCUCUGGGUCUCGAUUGCCACCGAGACCAAUCGUUACUGCUUGCAACAAGUGGCCCAACGAGCAAAAAAGAUGGCUGCGCGGCAGUUCGGGUGCCAGCGGGAGACCGCAGCCCAAAUAGCUCGUCGGUUGAGGGCAAAGGAAGCUUACGACGCACACGAGGUCCUACUUGUAGUUGGGCUUCUGGUGGCACCAGAAGAGGCGCUUCGCUUGGUCACUACCAGCCAUGUGUCCUUCGACGAAGGCGUCCUACCCGCCACGUCGAUGCGCAACCCCACUCGCAUUUUCAUGUCGGACAAGCUGCAUCGUUACGGCUCAAAAAUAUUUAUGCUGUGUGACGCAAAGACGGCGUACUGCCACAGAUUUGAAGUUUAUGUUGGCAAGCGGGAGGGCGUCGACAAUCCAAUUGACUUCAAGACUGGCGCAGCUGCCGUACUACGGAAUCUGUCGGCUGUGUUCUCACCUAAAUCACGCCACGCCUGGCAUGCGGUCGUGGUAGACAGGUUCUACUCAUCCGUUCUCCUGGCUAUAGAGCUGCUGAAGAUGAAGGUUUACGUGGUGGGCACAAUCCAGACGAACCGCUUGGGGUUCAACAAGGCAAUACUGUCCAAGUGA
This is a messenger RNA of Phytophthora nicotianae INRA-310, 1695 nucleotides long. RefSeq lists its product as hypothetical. The transcript is spliced from 4 exons. NCBI's taxonomy places the organism in Eukaryota, Oomycota, Peronosporomycetes, Peronosporales, Peronosporaceae. The record is from RefSeq and is a predicted model, not a curated record. Bases 1 to 1695 code for a protein of 564 amino acids.